CCGAGGAUCCUGUUCCUUCAAUAAAGAAGCUGUUUGUUUCCUGGGUUUUCAAUGGUUUCCCUAGAUAAUGACUACCUCCUAUUCUCGAGCUAACUACCUGAUAAUUAAUGAAGCGGGUAAUCAGCCUGGACGUUACAGGUAUUUGGAAUAUCUGUCUAACAACCAUGAAUUGGACAUAGAUUUUGAUGCUGCACAUACACAUUGUAGUACCACUAGUAUUUCAGCUGAAUACAUGUGUUUACGGUUCUCCCCACCAACCUCAGUUUUGGGGCGUUCUAACUGUUCAUGAACUUCUAAAACCUUUAACAAAAAUACAGGUCAGUAAGAAAAGAGAACAUGAAGUUUAUUAUAUGUAUUCACACAACACUAUCAUUAUCUGCUAUCCCAGAAACUGAUGUGUGAAGCAGUUGGGUUAUUUUAUUUAUCAUGUUGUUAAUUUAAAUCUUGUCUGUAAUCAGUAUUUCAUAUAUAAUUAUAGAUAUGUGCAGUGUAGAAGUGUGAACUCUGUCAGUAUUACUAGUAGUACUUCUAAAUGAUUGUUAUUUAUUUUCAUUGUUAUAAUUAAUUGCCUGUUAACAUGUACAUGUCCCCCCGAGGGCCCUUGAUUGGUGAAUAAACUAAUAUAUAUAGAGGGCGCUGUCCUUUAACGCUGCACUGCCGGCAAACUCCGCAACUUCUGUUUGGCAAGAUGUGUUCUGUGAUCUUUUGACAAUGUCACACUAAGGUUAGUCAUUUCAGUAUUGCAAGAGUUAAUGGAAAUCACCCAAGGUUACGUCAGAAUACUGGUCCUCAUUUUCUUUACACAUGUACAAAUAAUUCCUGAACUAGUAUAACAAAAAUUCGUUUGCAUAUCAUUUCCAGAAUGACAGUACAUACUGGUGUCACAGCAGAUCUAAAUUUUCAUUACAUCAGAUUGAGAGAAGGGGCAGGAAGUGUCUUUUCUAUUUGGACAUUCAUGCAAUAUCCAUUAUCAAUAUAACAAAGCAUUAAGCAUCCUCUUGAAAGGAACCAUACCUUCAUGGCAUGUACAACAGCCUCUGGCUUGGAAGGGGUCUCUACCAGUGUGCCGGGCGUGCUGGGGGCAGAUGAAUGCUGGUCACCACCAUUCUUCCCAACUGGUGUUCCUCUUUGUUCAGAAGAAAGCUGGCCCUGCUUAAAAUUUUUCUUAUUCACCAAGGGAGGAUAACUCUUCAAAAAGUCUCCAGUGUAAAAAGCAAAUUGCGAGUUUGACAACGAAGCUAUACAUAUUGCUUGGAACUAUGGAAAACGUGGUUUUACCAAAUAUACAACACCGGUAUCUUUUUUGACAUCAUAGACCUUCAUCAUCAUGUACUCCAAUGUCAGCGGAAGCAGCGAAGCAUUGCGGGAACUUUCUUCCAGUCUCAGUAGUGUUUCUAUCUCAACUUCCGCCACUGUAAGGAGUUCGAGUACCGUUCAAAGAAAAAUGACUGCAAUUUCCGAGGAACCAGGAAUAACCCGAACUCCUCGGACCGUAUUGAAAGAGGACAGUCAAUUUGAAUGGUGUGGAUUGUGUUUUGAUGAUUAUACCGACCCUCGAAUGCUUCCUUGUUUCCAUAGUUACUGCAGCAGGUGUCUGAAAGACUACAUAGAUCAAACUGAAGAGUGUGGUCACUUCACAUGUCCGUUAUGUAAAUUCAAACACCCGGUCCCCGUUGACGGGGUCCAGGGUUUCAAACCCAAUAUUUAUAUCACAGCGCUACAGGCGACUAAAAAUAUGCAAGACACAUUUUGUGAGACAUGCGAUGACAACAAAACACAUGCAGAAAAUUACUGUUUGGAAUGUAAACAGAAUUUUUGUGCCAGAUGUGGAAAGAUUCAUUUGAAAAUGACCAUGUCUAAGUCUCAUCAUUUGGUCUCGGAAAAACCCGACGAACACGGUCAGAAAAUGACGUCACGUUCUUAUUGCGAUCAGCAUAAGCAGGAAAUCAACAUCUUUUGUUUCAAAUGUAGAUUGCCCAUUUGUUCGAUUUGCAGAGAUGCCGCUCACGAACUCCACAAUACACAAGGCAUAUCAGAGUUUGCGAGUGAAGUAAAGAAAGAACUGGCCGAUUCGGUGAAUCUUUUGCAGAGUUACUUGCCGUCACUUAAAGAUAGACUAAAAGACGUUGAAACCAAUGAAAAUGCCUUUUCAAAUGUGAGAGAAAGUUUGAUUGCGCAAGUUGAUGCACGUUCUGAACGGUUACAUAAAGAAAUUGAUGAUCUAAGAGAGAAAUUUGUCUUUCAGAUAAACUCUGAAAUUCAAAUAGAAGAGGAUAGGAUAGUCAUUUUCAAAAAUCGAGUGGCUGAGGCAAUAACGUUUGUCACAUCCCAAGUAGCGGCGGCGAAACAUUGUAUCGAUUUCGGCUCAAAUCAAGACAUAGCCGUUAGCAAAGAAACGUUGCAAUUUCAUUUGCAAGAAGCGUCAAAAAUGUUACCAGUGGGUUUCAUUCCUCGCUUUGAACUGAACUUUACAGAACCACAAACGGAAGAAACGAUAGUCCCAGAUAUGUUCGGAGCAGUCUCAAAACAAGGCACUACAACUGUAACAGUCACGGAGUGUGGUCACUAUAAGGUCCCAGGAAUGCAUCUGAUUCGCGGGAUUGCACCUGUAUCGGGGGGAAGAGCAUGGGUAGUGUGUGGAUUUGAUCCUCGUCUUCACUUCAUAAGCCGCGAAGGUACUCGAAUACGUACGAUAAAACUCGGAAAUGACGUUGACAUCGAUUACAUCACUUCCGACGACCAUGACAAUGUGUAUAUUUCAUGUCGGAAGAAUCGUUGCAUUAAGAUGCUGAAUAAGGACAUUAGAAUUCGUGACAUGGUACUUUUGCAUGACUUUCCGAGAGGUAUAGCUCUAUCGCAGAGUGGGGAUCUUCUCAUCUGUCUCACAAAGUCCAGCACAUAUGACGCCUAUCGACCGACGGAUAAAAAUGUCGUCGUGAAAUACUCAAAAGUGGGAAGCAAGGUUGUUGCAGAAUUCGAGAGAGCAAAUGUCCAGAUGAAGUACCCACGAAGAAUCGCCGAAAAUCUGAAUGGUGAUAUUUAUGUUUCUGAUCACAAUGAAGGGUGUGUUCACAUCCUCUCUGAUGACGGGAAAGUCAAACGUAAAUACACGGGCAUGGAGUCCACCAAACUUGGCGAGCCAUGUGGGAUCACGUGUGAUCGCUACGGUAACGUGAUUAUCGCGGACUAUAAAAGCAAUUGCGUCCAUCUGUUGGACCAGCAGGGACAGUUUGUAAGUCACCUCACUAAGUCAGAUAAAACAAUCAAGCAGCCGUUCUCCGUUGCCGUUGACAAUGAUGGCUACCUGUGGGUGGGCGGCAGCAAUGGAAUGGUGAAGAUAUUCCAGUAUCUUUUGUAAAUUUUAAGUUGUUAUGAAAUCUUUGUAGACAAAAAUGGCAUAAAGAAUAUAAAGAACAGAA
This is a messenger RNA of Ostrea edulis (European flat oyster), 3419 nucleotides long. Its product is annotated as transcription intermediary factor 1-beta-like. The record is from RefSeq and is a predicted model, not a curated record. Lineage: Eukaryota; Metazoa; Mollusca; Bivalvia; Ostreida; Ostreidae. The transcript has 5 exons. Bases 1328 to 3358 code for a protein of 676 amino acids. Gene Ontology annotation, molecular function: ubiquitin-protein transferase activity; zinc ion binding. Gene Ontology annotation, cellular component: chromatin; nucleoplasm. Gene Ontology annotation, biological process: positive regulation of DNA-templated transcription.